Messenger RNA from Sorghum bicolor (sorghum), 1449 nucleotides. RefSeq names its product putative pectinesterase 11. Bases 40 to 1320 code for a protein of 426 amino acids. The record is from RefSeq and is a predicted model, not a curated record. Gene Ontology annotation, biological process: cell wall modification. Gene Ontology annotation, molecular function: pectinesterase activity. The transcript has 6 exons. NCBI's taxonomy places the organism in Eukaryota, Viridiplantae, Streptophyta, Magnoliopsida, Poales, Poaceae.
AACAAGAACGUCCAAGUGUUUGAUGCAUGCAUCAAAAUCAUGGCUCGCUUGAUCAACAAGGCUUAUUCCCUAGCGCUGCUGCUCUUUUGCUACGUUUUGUCAGGCGCAGCUGAAGCGGCGUACAAUGUCGCCGAUUUCGGAGCAAAGCCUGACGGCCGGACGGACUCGACCGGCGCGUUCGCCAGUGCCUGGUCCGCCGCUUGCCGCCGGUCACAGGCGCCGGCGACCGUGUACUUCUUCCUGCUCAGCCGUGCAGCCUUCUUCACUGGCCCCAUGCUCCAGCAGGAUGAUGCUUCAGGUCACCCGGACCAGCAUCCAGACCGGGGACGACGACUGCGUCUCCGUCGUCGGCCCCGGCACCACCAACCUGCUGCGCGUGGAGCACGUCAGCUGCGCAUAAGCAGCUCGCCUCGGCCUGUUAUCGUCACGGUAGACCAGGCAGGCAGGGGUCAUUACAGAACCAUACAGGAGGCGAUCAACGCUAUUCCUGCCCGCGCAAACAACUCCACCAGCGCGACUAUCGCCAGGAUCAACGUCAAUCCCGGGAUAUACACGGAGAAGGUCGUGGUGAACAAGCCUGGAGUCUCUCUGAUAGGCAGGAGCGCCACCUCGACCAUCAUACAAUGGAGUGGACCCUGGGACAAGAAGCACCAGUCGGAGUUUGCCCUCCAUGUGCUAGCAACUGACUUCGUCGCCGCAAACUUAACAUUCCAGAACCCGUACGGGAGGGAGGGUAAAGGCCCGGCGGUUGCUGCAAAAAUUGAGGGAGACAAAGCAGCUUUCUACGACUGUCGAUUCAUAUCAUUUCAGGAUACCCUUCUCGAUGCAACGGGGCGGCACUAUUACCGUGGAUGCUAUAUACAAGGCGCCACCGAUUUUAUAUUUGGCACAGGAAAGGCUUUUUUUGAGAGGUGCCACCUGCACUCCACCUCGCACGUCGGCGGAGCCUUCACGGCGCAGCGGCGGUGCACGGAAUCAGAGAACACCGGUUUCAGUUUUUACAGGUGCGAGUUGACCGGCACCGGGGUCGCCACGGCUAUCCUAGGCCGGCCAUGGGGCCCUUACGCCCGGGUCGUUUUUGCGCAAUGCGACAUGUCUAACGCGGUGGCGCCUAUGGGCUGGAGCAAUUGGGAGGACGAAGCGAAUAACAAUUUCAGUGCUACGGCCAGGGAUCCAGAACACAAGGCCGGGUCAAGUGGGCGCACAACAACCUCUCUCGAAAGGAAGCUGAGCCCUUCCUCACCAAUGCUUGGGUGGAUGGCAAAGAUUGGCUUCGUCCGCCGCAGUAGAAACUUAUUGUGGCACAGUCGUCAUAUAUAAAUAAUCACUUCAUCAGUCAAUUGAACUUCUUAGUAAACCUUUGUGAUCGGUAAAGUUGUAAAGAUACUUUCCCAUCUUUGGUUGGCGUGGACGAGGAUGACAGUCAUUAAUUAAUAAAAAAAAGGAACA